AUGCAAUUCACGCAGGAGUGGGAUGGAUAUGCCGUCCGUAAGUGGAUGAUUGAGAAUGUAGACGUUGUGGGAUACAUCUCUGGCUUCUAUCUCACCUUUGUCUUUCUCGGUCCACGUGUAUUUGCCAAACUCACUGGCAGUGAUACUAAUAAAGCUAAUAAUAAUAAUAAUAAUAAUAAUAAUAAUAAUAAUAAUAAUAAUAAUAAUAAUAAUGUGAGAAGUGAAGAUGGAAGUGGAUCGCCUAUGGUUCGCCGGGCCAUGGUGGUAUGGAAUUUAAGUCUUUCCAUCUUUUCCAUCUUUGGCACCAGUACCGUCACUCCCACACUUAUUCGUAAUCUUCUCAAUAAAGGUUUCUACAGUGCGACCUGUGAAUUUCGCGAGGAGGAAUUCUACACCACCAGUGUGGGUUUCUGGAUGGGUAUCUUUGCCCUUUCCAAGAUCCCGGAAUUAAUGGAUACCAUCUUCCUUGUUUUGCAGGGAAAACAGAAAUUACCCUUUCUUCACUGGUAUCAUCACGUUACGGUGUUACUCUUCUCUUGGCAUACAUAUUGUGUGGGAAGUUCUGCGUAUAUUUGGGUUGCCGCGAUGAAUUACAGUGUUCAUUCCAUUAUGUAUUUAUACUUUGCCUUGGCAGCGAUGGGGUAUAAACGGAUGGUUCGUCCAUUGGCGCCGUAUAUUACACUUAUGCAGAUCUCACAAAUGGUGAUGGGUUGUUUUGUGACGAUGUAUGCAAUGAAGGAAACUCAUGAUGGACGUGGAUGUGGAAUGACGUGGUCUAAUAUGCGGAUUCAAUUAUUAAUGUAUGCAAGUUAUUUAUAUUUGUUUUCAGAGAUGUUUGUGAAGGCACAUGUGUUUCCACCGAAACGACCUGCUAUCGCUACAAAUGGAUCUACAAAGAAGACAGCGUAA
This is a messenger RNA of Trypanosoma theileri, 909 nucleotides long. RefSeq names its product putative fatty acid elongase. Gene Ontology annotation, molecular function: fatty acid elongase activity. Gene Ontology annotation, cellular component: endoplasmic reticulum membrane. The coding region runs from base 1 to 909 and encodes 302 amino acids. The transcript has a single exon. The record is from RefSeq and is a predicted model, not a curated record. Gene Ontology annotation, biological process: fatty acid elongation, polyunsaturated fatty acid; fatty acid elongation, saturated fatty acid; very long-chain fatty acid biosynthetic process. Lineage: Eukaryota; Euglenozoa; Kinetoplastea; Trypanosomatida; Trypanosomatidae.